GCUGGGACCCCUUCGGCGCCGGGCUCCCGCACUCCUGGCAACCCGGCGACGGCGGCCUCGGGGACCCCCGCGCCCCCGGCCCGGAGUCAGGCGGACAAGCCGGUGCUGGCAAUCCAAGUCCUGGGCACUGUCAAAUGGUUCAACGUCCGGAAUGGUUACGGAUUCAUCAACAGGAAUGACACCAAGGAGGAUGUCUUUGUUCACCAGACAGCUAUUAAAAGAAACAACCCCAGGAAGUUUCUGCGCAGCGUUGGAGAUGGAGAGACUGUGGAGUUUGAUGUCGUGGAAGGAGAGAAGGGUGCAGAAGCUGCUAAUGUCACUGGGCCUGGGGGGGUACCAGUGAAGGGCAGCCGCUAUGCCCCCAAUCGACGUAGGUUCCGCCGAUUCAUUCCCCGGCCUCGCCCGGCUGCCCCGCCACCCAUGGUGGCAGAGGCUCCCUCAGGUGGGACGGAACCAGGCAGUGAAGGAGAGCGGGCUGAAGACUCUGGGCAGCGGCCCAGACGGCGGCGCCCACCACCCUUCUUCUACCGAAGGCGAUUUGUGCGAGGCCCUCGGCCCCCCAACCAGCAGCAGCCUAUAGAGGGCACUGACGGCGUAGAACCCAAAGAGACAGCCCCACUGGAGGGGGACCAACAGCAGGGGGAUGAGCGGGUUCCCCCACCCAGAUUCCGGCCCAGGUACCGAAGGCCUUUCCGCCCCAGGCCCCCCCAGCAGCCUACCACAGAAGGUGGCGAUGGUGAGACCAAGCCCAGCCAAGGCCCCACUGAUGGUUCCCGGCCUGAGCCCCAGCGCCCACGAAACCGCCCCUACUUUCAGCGGCGACGGCAGCAGCCCCCUGGCCGCCAGCCCACAGCCCCUGAGACCUCAGCCCCCAUCAACAGUGGGGAUCCCCCCUCCACCAUACUGGAGUAA
Trichechus manatus latirostris (Florida manatee) is the source of this 912-nucleotide messenger RNA. It is a transcript of the gene YBX2, whose product is annotated as Y-box binding protein 2. The annotation marks the transcript as partial. Gene Ontology annotation, molecular function: nucleic acid binding. The record is from RefSeq and is a predicted model, not a curated record. Gene Ontology annotation, biological process: regulation of gene expression. Gene Ontology annotation, cellular component: nucleus. The transcript has 8 exons. NCBI's taxonomy places the organism in Eukaryota, Metazoa, Chordata, Mammalia, Sirenia, Trichechidae.